GCGAUUAACGCAAGCUAGCAGAGAAGUAGAUUCAAUGGCGAGUAUCCAUAAAGGCGUCCCUAGUAGAUCCUAGUCGAUCUCUCACUUGCUUUCUCCAAAUAGAGGAACAGUGAGACACGCAAACUCCAUAGCUCCAUAGCUUCAUAGAUUGCAUUAAGAGAGAAACAAGUAGAAAUGCCAAGGAGAUCAGGGGCUUGCUUGAGAUGUUGUUUGGUCAUAUUUGCAGUGGUUUCAGCUUUGGCCGUUUGCGGCCCUGCUCUUUAUUGGAGAUUUAAGAAAACUAUUCGACUCUCUGGUUCCAAAAUUUCUUGUCCUCCUUGCAUCUGUGAUUGCCCUCCUCCUUUGUCCCUUCUCAAGAUUGCUCCUGGGUUGGCCAAUCUUUCAGUCACAGAUUGUGGAAGCGAUGACCCUGAUCUCAAAACAGAGAUGGAGAAGCAAUUCGUCGACCUUCUAACAGAGGAGUUGAAAUUGCAAGAGGCUGUAACUGAAGAACAUGCUCACCACAUGAACAUCAGUUUUGCAGAAGCAAAGCGGGUGGCUUCCCAAUACCAAAGAGAAGCAGAAAAAUGUAAUGCAGCCACCGAAACGUGUGAAGAAGCUAGGGAGCAAGCUGAGGCAUCGCUGAUCCAGGAGAGGAAAGUUACUUCCUUGUGGGAGCAACGUGCUCGCCAACUCGGUUGGGAAGGAGAGUAGAAUAAUUGUUAUACUAAGAAGUGCAUAUAUCUCUCUUUCAGUUGAAGCAGGCAGUUACACCAAAGUAUUUAUGUAGGAAGGAAAGCAGAUUGUUUGUGUUUUCUUGCUAAAGGCAAAAUACUCUCUCAAAUUGGUUGUGUUGUGAAGGCAAGUAAAUGAUACAUGUAUUCAUAAUUUUGUUUUAUAUUUUAACCCUUAACUUUAGUC
Molecule: messenger RNA, 900 nt
Organism: Manihot esculenta (cassava)
Lineage: Eukaryota; Viridiplantae; Streptophyta; Magnoliopsida; Malpighiales; Euphorbiaceae
Exons: 3
Coding region: 175-693 (172 amino acids)
Source: RefSeq, a predicted model, not a curated record